Dioszegia hungarica is the source of this 1020-nucleotide messenger RNA. RefSeq lists its product as uncharacterized. Bases 1 to 1020 code for a protein of 339 amino acids. Lineage: Eukaryota; Fungi; Basidiomycota; Tremellomycetes; Tremellales; Bulleribasidiaceae. The transcript has 3 exons. The record is from RefSeq and is a predicted model, not a curated record.
AUGAGUCACACUCCGGGUCUCGUAGAGAGUGGUCUCAAGUUCACCAGGAAAACCUGGCUCCAGUAUCAACAGCAAGAGCGAAUCGAGCGUGACAGAGAGGAGCUGUACGCACAGUAUGGUGUACAGAGUGUUGAGUCGAUGGGUCCAGAGGUGGGUACAUCGGAGGUGCCAGGAGGGCUACAGGGGGCAUCCACCGAGAAAUGGUUGCUACCAGGGAGGCGCGCGCGCGCCCGCUCUGCAUCGAGACCUGACGCUGUCGGACCGGCCUUCAUAGGCGUGAUCAAGCCGGAGCACCGGAGAACGAGGUCAACCGGCAGGGCUCCACAGGUCAUCGCCGACCAAGCUGCUUCGUCCCUUAUGUCCUCUGGUCAACUGGGUGCAACAGCAUUCACUGGGUCAUCCCUGGGAUUGCAGCCGUUCUUGACCAACGUCUCGGGCGGAUGGGAGGGCAAGGCUUCGCAGUACCCAUCAUCCCCAUCUUCCUACCCCACUCUGUACUUCCAGGCGCCUUCGUUUACUGCUCAUCAGUACAAUAUUCACCCGUACUCCUCCCCCACUCCCAACCAGCUAUCGCAUUCAGAUCGAUACCAAAGCAUGUCCGACAUUCCGGCAGAUACAGCUCAUGGAGUUUCAGACACUAAACUCCGCGCCGAAUGCCUGUUCCCUGCCCACGCAGUACCGAUCGCGGACCCGCAGGCAACGCUUACCGACCUGGUCAAUUUCCGGAUCUCCGCCCUCACGCUCGGCCUCCCAAACGAAAGCAAGCCUCCCUGGCCCCCGCGAUCCCACGCGGAUUUCGUAGCCCAGGAUCUAUUCACCCUACCGCUUGAUCAGUGGGGCAAUCCGUUGACGACCAGACCGUCCAGCAUUGGAGAUCAGUGUCAAAGUACUCAGACGAGCGCGCGGGGUUCGCAGAUCGGGGCCAAGUGUUCCGCUGCGACAGAUUGCUUGUGCGAGGACUGCAUCCAAUAUCAAGUCGAGGUUCUCACGGUAUUGGCAAAGGCAGAUGGACAGUUGUAG